UCAUCUACCUUAUUCAGUUGUUCACCAUGGUUGUCCUUUCUCCAGGUUCCACCAUAGUAUUAAUUGUUGCUGGAUUAGACAUUGUGUUCGGAACAACUUUUACGAUGCCUUCAAUCUUAGUCAGUGUUGUACUUUUAGCGUAUAUGUCCGUCUGUAUGUUUACUGACACAAAAUUCCAACUCAAAGUCACCACUUUAUUAAUAUUCAUAUUAGGUACUGCUGUUACAUGUGUCUUCAUAGGUGGUGUUGCCUAUGUUAUCAUAGACUUUGCGAGAGAAACAGAAUCGAAAUACCAGCAAUUAAGUGCACAUUAUGUGUUAAUCAUCCUCUUGUCCAGUGUUUUCUAUGCCGCCAUUUUACAUCCACGCGACUGUUGGAUGAUAUUUCUUGGUGUUUUCUACAUGUUUAUGAUUCCAACCAUGCAAAUUUUGCUUCCGGCUUACUCCCUCAGCAACAUUGUUGAUCAAAGCUGGGGGACGAGGGAUGGCAACAAAGCCACCGUUCCGAAUCUGGUUUGUUUCCCCAAAAUCCGUAAACGUCGAAAAAAGAAAAGGAAGAAAAAGGAAGAUAAAAUUCCCGCAAGUUUGAAUUCUCCCCCUCUUAAUUGUGAAGAUGAGUGUGAAGAUGAUGUCGAAUACAAAUUCUGGGAGUUUCUACUAGAAUCCACCAUAGGUGCAAAGGCGAGGAUGGGUACACCAAAGCCGGUAAUAGAAAAAAAACUCCGGAGGUUUCGCCUCAAAUGUAUUAUCGGAUUUUUGGUGUGUAAUACGAUCUGGAUGGCCAUCCUUGGAUACCUCUUCGCAAGCGCUCCAAGCGAAGUGUCUAGCUUGAAUUUAUUUGGCAUAAUCAAUACGUCUCUAUUCGGGAUUUCGCUCAUCGUUCAACUGACUGGAUUGACGGUUCAUCGAACCCAAGACACUAUCGAAAGUGUUAUACGCAAAUCGAAUAUACACUCAAACCGACCCGAAUGGAUAAUUACAAAAGACGAAAAACUUGAUGAUGCAAGAAAGGAAAGUGAAAAGUAAAUUAAAGAAAACAAAAAGUAGAUAGAAAACAAAUAAAAGAAAAAAAAUCUUGGAAAAAAUUGCAUAAAGUUUUUAAAUAAAUAAAAUAAGACUAUUCUAAAACGAGGUAGCAGCGCCCAUGUCGGAGCACUGUCUCCAAAAGUUUCAGUCGAUCACAUCAACCUUAUUACUCGUUCCAGUCAAGUAUUUAUUUCAGAGAUCUUUAUUGGUUGGAAGACUAAAUAAGGUAUUUUAAAACGACACCUUUUAGUACACCGGGAGCUUAUGACUGCGAAUCCAAAUUUGUAAGCACAUUCUCACAUGCUUCCCUCAAUUUACAUGCAAACACAUAAAUUAUACAUAUUAUGCUAUUCUUUUAUACGUUUUAGCGAUGCUGUUGCGAUCAUUCUAGAGCACCAUCGUAAAUUUGUACCCUUUCCACAGACCUCCUCUGUGGCUGGUUUCUACUGGGGUGGGUGGGAUUUCAUAUUAACUUUUGUAUGUGCUUUUUACCUGGUGAUUAGAGCAUUAGGUGUAUAAUGGAGUUUGAUACCACUGCCCUCGUCUAUACUUCCUGCCGGGACCGUCGACUCGUCUGGGAACGGGGAUAGGAGAAUGUCCAAUUCCGUUUUCAAGUCAUCCACAUCCACAUUGUAUAGGUUUCUUGUAUAGCCUGUCAUGUUUAGAGAAAAUGACAGUGUCACAAGCAGCCUUUGACUUUCUCUAUUCAAGGGUUUUUAAACCAAUAUUUACAAGCUAUUAUUUAUAGCUCAAUCUACUUCGAGUUCCACCAUGUUCCUGCUUAUAUUCUUUUGUGAAAAACAAGUUGACACACACAAUUUCUAAGGGUUUAUAUACCGGAAUUGUACCAUUGUCAAAGCAGAAGUUACAAAUCCAAUAAUAACAAAUGUAGCAAAAAAACUGUCACACCUUGGGCCUACUUAACAAAAGAGAAACACCUUCAACCUUGUUUACAAAGUUCUACAUGCAUUGAUAAAUUCUAAACAAUAACACAACUCCAAAUUUAAUCAAAAUUUCUCCAAAAGACCUCUCCUGAACAACGAGUCCU
Molecule: messenger RNA, 2073 nt
Organism: Octopus sinensis (East Asian common octopus)
Lineage: Eukaryota; Metazoa; Mollusca; Cephalopoda; Octopoda; Octopodidae
Exons: 5
Coding region: 27-1025 (332 amino acids)
Cellular component (GO): cell periphery; cell septum
Molecular function (GO): chitin synthase activity
Source: RefSeq, a predicted model, not a curated record